Penicillium argentinense is the source of this 3492-nucleotide messenger RNA. RefSeq names its product condensin subunit SMC2. Gene Ontology annotation, biological process: chromosome organization. The transcript is spliced from 7 exons. Gene Ontology annotation, molecular function: ATP hydrolysis activity; ATP binding; protein binding. Lineage: Eukaryota; Fungi; Ascomycota; Eurotiomycetes; Eurotiales; Aspergillaceae. The record is from RefSeq and is a predicted model, not a curated record. Gene Ontology annotation, cellular component: chromosome. The coding region runs from base 1 to 3492 and encodes 1163 amino acids.
AUGCGGAUCACCGAGAUUGUGAUAGACGGUUUUAAAUCGUACGCCGUGCGUACGGUGAUUUCGGGAUGGGACGAAUCAUUUAACUCGAUUACCGGUUUGAACGGUAGCGGUAAAUCCAAUAUCCUCGAUGCCAUCUGCUUCGUUCUCGGUAUCACGAACAUGACGACCGUUCGCGCGCAAAACCUCCAAGACUUGAUCUACAAGCGCGGUCAGGCCGGCGUGACGAAAGCGAGCGUUACAAUUGUUUUCGACAACCGCGAUACCUCGAAAUCUCCGAUCGGCUUUGAGGAAUAUGCGAACAUCUCCGUGACGCGACAGAUCGUACUGGGCGGAACCAGCAAAUACCUCAUCAACGGCCAUCGCGCGCAACAGCAAACCGUGCAGAACCUAUUCCAAAGUGUUCAGCUGAACAUCAACAACCCCAACUUCCUCAUUAUGCAGGGUCGCAUUACCAAGGUUCUGAACAUGAAGGCGGUUGAAAUUCUGUCCAUGAUCGAAGAAGCGGCCGGCACGCGGAUGUUUGAGGAUCGAAGGGAGAAGGCUAUCAAGACAAUGGGCAAGAAGGAACUUAAGCUUCGUGAGAUUGAAGGUCUCCUUAAGGAGGAGAUUGAGCCUAAGCUUGAGAAACUUCGUUCUGAAAAGCGUGCGUUCCUCGAUUUCCAGCAGACACAAAACGACCUCGAGCGCUUGACCCGACUUGUUAUCGCCCACGAUUACGUACGCGGCGGUGAACGACUACAAGUUGCGGGCGAUGAGUGUGAGAGUAAGCGAAACAAAGUCCAGGCGCUGGAGGAAAAUGCCGACAAACUCAAAAACGAGAUCGCUCACUUGGAAGAAGAUGUCAAACGCGUCCGAACCGCUCGUGACAAGGAGUUGCGAAAGGGCGGCAAGUUUCAGGGACUUGAAGACGAGGUCAAGGCUCACUCACACGAGCUGGUUCGAUUGACAACUGUGUUCGACCUCAAGAACACUAGCAUGGAUGAGGAAAAGGAGAAAAGCACGAACAUCCAAAAGACCGUUAACGAUCUUGAGAAGAUACUGAAAGAGAAGAAGGAGAUCUAUGACAAGGUGCAGGCUCAGUAUGAUUCUGCCAAGGCAGAGCUUGAUGCGCAAACUGUGGAGGUGGAACAGAAGGAAGAACUGCUCCAGACCUUACAGACCGGUGUUGCUUCGAAGGAAGGACAAGAGAGCGGAUACCAAGGUCAACUUCAAGACGCCCGCAACCGAGUCAGCAACGCUACUACCGAACAAGAACAAGCGAAACUCAAGAUUACCAACUUCGAGAAACGGAUCAAGGAGGACGAACCGCGUGCGAAGAAGGCCAAAGAACAAAAUUCGGGUCUUCUCAAAGACUUGGAAGGACUGAAGUCACAAGCCAAGAAACUGGAAUCAGAGCUCGCUCGACUCGGCUUUGAGCCUGGUAAAGAGGACCAGAUCUAUCAGGAACAAUCUGGACUCCAGCGGGAUAUCCGCGAGCUUCGACAAAGGGCUGAUGGGCUCCGGAGGAAGGUUGCGAACGUCGACUUCAACUAUGCGGAUCCCCACCCGAAUUUCGACCGAUCGAAGGUUAAGGGCCUGGUUGCUCAGCUCUUCACCCUCAACAAGGAUCAGAUCCCUGCUGCGACCGCCCUGGAGAUCUGCGCCGGUGGCCGUUUGUACAACGUUGUUGUCGACAGUGCCGAGACCGGUACUCAGCUGCUCCAAAACGGCAAACUGCGAAAGCGUGUGACUAUUAUUCCUCUAAACAAGAUUUCUGCCUUCAAGGCUUCUGCAGAGAAGAUCGGUGCUGCCCAGAAGAUCGCUCCCGGAAAAGUUGAUCUGGCUUUGUCUUUGAUCGGCCAUGACGAUGAAGUGAUUGCGGCGAUGAACUACGUCUUUGGAAACACACUCGUUUGCCACGAUGCUGAUACGGCCAAGAGGGUGACAUUUGACCCGUCCGUUCGGAUGAAGAGCGUCACCCUCGACGGCGACGUAUACGACCCCUCUGGAACUCUUUCUGGUGGAAGCUCUCCCAACUCCAAUGAGAAGCAAGGAGCGCCAGCUUGCUACUUUGGAGGAGAAAAUGAAGAAGGAAAAAAGAAGCUCGAUGCUGUCCGAUCGGUUAAGCAGGAGCUGGAUCUCAAGACUCACGAGAUCAAGCUUACCGAAGAGCAAAUCAGCAACAACUCUUCUUCAUCGAUUAUCGCUGCCGUCGAAGAGAUGCGAGCGAACAUCGAGCAAUUGAAAAAAGACAUCGCAGACGCCAAAGCUCGUCAGACAGAGGCAACCAAGGACAUCAAACGUAUCGAGAAAGAUAUGAGCGAGUUUAGCGACAAUAAGGAUGAGAAGCUAGCAGAGCUGCAGAACUCUCUGAAUACUCUUAAGAAGAAUCUCAGCAAGAACUCUGCCUCUGUUAAGGAGCUUCAGAAGGAGCUACAGUCCUCGCGUCUAGACUCCGAACAAGUCGGAAGCGACCUCUCUGCCGCCGAAGAGCAGCUUGCCGAGUCAGGAAAUACGCUGAAGGCUCAAGUGGAGGAGAUCGAUGCUCUGAAGCGAGAGCAGACGCGACUCAAGGACGCCCACGAUGUUGCUCAAGCCCAACUCGAAGAUGAGAGAGCUAAACUGACCGGUUUUGAUGACGAGCUCCGAGAACUUGAGAAGACGAUGCAGGCGAAAUCAUCACAGAUCACGGAGGAGGCCUUGGAAAUGCAGAAGCUUGGUCACCAACUUGAGAAGCUGCAAAAAGAUCAGCACACGGCCGCUCAAGCUGUUGGUCAUAUGGAGCAAGAGCAUGAGUGGAUCGCGGAUGAAAAGGAGCAUUUCGGUCGUCCCAACACCCCCUAUCACUUCCAAGACCAGAAUAUUGCCGAGUGCAAGUCAAUGCUGCGGAACUUGACGGAGCGAUUCCAGGGCAUGAAGAAAAAGAUCAACCCCAAGGUCAUGAAUAUGAUCGAUAGUGUCGAGAAAAAGGAAGCCGCCUUGAAGAACAUGAUGAAGACGGUCAUUCGCGAUAAGCGCAAGAUCGAAGAAACCAUCAUCAACUUGAAUGAAUACAAAAAGGAGGCACUCCACAAAACCUGGGUUAAGGUCAAUGCUGACUUCGGUCAAAUCUUCGCGGAACUCCUGCCGGGCAGUUUCGCCAAGCUGGAUCCCCCAGAAGGCAAAGAUAUCACGGACGGCUUGGAAGUCAAGGUCUCUUUGGGUAAGGUGUGGAAGCAGAGUCUGACGGAGUUGAGUGGCGGACAACGAUCACUCAUUGCUUUGUCUCUGAUCAUGGCCCUCUUGCAAUUCAAGCCAGCUCCCAUGUACAUUCUCGACGAGGUCGACGCCGCGCUGGAUCUGUCUCAUACCCAGAACAUUGGUCGCCUGAUCAAGACCCGUUUCAAGGGGUCCCAAUUCAUCGUCGUCUCCCUCAAGGAUGGCAUGUUCCAGAACGCCAACCGUAUCUUCCGCACCCGCUUCAGCGAGGGAACCAGUAUUGUCCAGGCGCUGACCCCUGCCGACAUGAAAUAA